Trichogramma pretiosum is the source of this 5151-nucleotide messenger RNA. RefSeq lists its product as uncharacterized. Lineage: Eukaryota; Metazoa; Arthropoda; Insecta; Hymenoptera; Trichogrammatidae. The record is from RefSeq and is a predicted model, not a curated record. The transcript has 14 exons. Bases 682 to 4068 code for a protein of 1128 amino acids.
CGUUACCCGCGGCGAACAGACGAUUCGAAUAUUCGCACGCACGUUCUCCCCCCCGCUUGUGUAUGCAGUGCAGCACAUCACGCACAGUAUUUCUGUUGCAUUAUUGCUUGCACGUUUGUUUCAAAAAAUUGAAUCUCGGUUAAUGAGUUUUUGUUUACUUUUUUUUUGUUAAUAAAGAGCACGAGCACUCGGCAAGUUAUACGAAAAAAACGAGUGUUUUCGCACGAAUCUUGCACAGUGAGUUUAUUAAUCGACAUAUCCUGCAGUGUGUUGCGAAGAUAUACAGGAGAAUAUAUAACACACAUCGACAAUCGAUCUGAUCAGGAUCGCACAUACAAGUACAUAUACAAACUCGUACGAAAGUCAUCGAGGGACGCACGAGGAAGUCUCGCGAGGAUUUUUGGCUGCUUGCCAAGGAUUGGUCUGUGCUGCACAGUCUUGCAAGGACUCGCGUUUUUUCUUCUCUCUCUCUCUCUCGUUCUCCCUAACCUCAUGGCCGCCGCUGCCGCCACCGACAGUGGACGACAACGAGGAAGAUAGGCUGGAGCGCGGGCAUGCAAGGAUCGCCCUAAAAAGUAGACGCAGCCGGCGAUGGAUGAAGAGUCAGCGACGAGACACUGGUGCGAGAGACGAAGGUUUCAGGAGCAUUGAAAAGGAGAGAGGAGCCAACGAAGCUCGACCAUGGACGAAACGAUCAUGAAGAGAGAAGGGAAGAACGUAGAACAACAACAAAAGCAAAUAUUGGAGUACGAAACGACCAAGGCGAAGGCCAUGAACGAGGACGAGCCUCUCGACAGCUCGAUCAACGCGAGCAAAUUCGACGCCACGAUCAAUGGCAACGAGUCGAACACGACGAUCAACGAAUCCAAUUGCACGUUCAACAGCGAGUGCAAUGUCACGGUGAUUCACGUGCCGCUACUGGCGACCGUUGUCGCCGUUGCCGACGACGAGGGCGUCGAUAACAAAGAGGGUAGCAACAGCGGCAGCGAGGACGUAGUCGGCACGCCGAUCACCACCUGCAAAGACUUCCCGAACGAGGGCAAGGACAGCAAGGAUGGCAGUGACAGCGGCGUCGAGGGAUGCGCCGUCGAGCCAAACAGGGUACAAAGCCGUAGCAGUAACGACUACGCGAGCAGUUGCAACGGUCUAGACGAGGCCUCGUGCGACUCGAGCUUAGCUAGUUGUUGUUCAGUUUACGAGGAUGCACCUUGCUCGGUUCAAAAUCAGCCGCAGGUAACGGCCUCGAUGACCACGACGAUGACGACAACGGCCUCAGUCCCGGCUGCGACGACGACAGCGACGACGAUAAUGCCGUCAAAGAGCAUAAUCGAAUCCGAGCAGGGACUCGGUCUCAGUGCUGUGCUAGCCGAGGCGGCGAUGAGCAACGGCAUCGGCGGUGGCGGACCCAGCGAAGGUACCUGCAGCGAGGGUGGCAGCGAGAGCUCGUCCGUUGCUGGCAGCGUGUCGGCUCGAGUCCAGAAGCGCAACGGAGCCACGAGCGCGACCAGCAAAAAGAAAAUCACCAACGGCAGUAGUAGCAGCAGUUCGAUCGAGUCGCAGAAGAGCAGCAAAAGUGGCCAGCACCAGCAGCAACGAGGAGCGCUGUCGAAAUUGACCGCGUCGACGAGCUGCCUCGUCAACGGUACCUGCGCCAACGGGGCAAGGGCCAAGCCACGCACCUCGUCCAGUCAGCGGCUCAACAGUCUGACCAAGUCGCAAACGAACGUCGCCGGUAGCAGGGACAGAGGCAGAUCGCGCGAAAAGCAACCAGUGACCAAAGAAACGACGACGACGAGCGGCACGGCCGUUCGCAGAACGAAUUCGGCCGCUAGAGCUAGUAGCGCCAGUUGCAAAUCAAGGUCGACGAGGCCCGAUACACUGCCGUCGGCGCUGACCAACGAAAUCAACAAAGAUCUUGCACAGAGAGGACGAGUGAACGUAACGACAAAACCUCGACAAGGAGUAUCGGCCAGUCGAGCUACAGCAACAGCAGCGGCUUCAAGAACCACUUGUUCGACACCAUCGGAAGAUGGUAGGAGGCCGGUGUGUCGCAGCUCGAGUUUGUACAAUUCGAAGCGACCAGAACUGCGCAGCCUGAGGCAUCUCGAUAAAAUGACCUCAAGCUUGGACGGUACUGGUCGCACGAUCGAAGCUUACGGCACUAUUCCUCGCACGAUGCGACACAACAAAUUGGCCAUGUCCAAACAAACGGUCGGUGACAGUAAGCCGCCCACGGCUUACAGAAGUCGAUCCGGCAGUAGAGAGGCAAGCUUAGCUCGACCACUGUCUAGGAGAUCGAUUUCUGCUAAAGACGCGGGUUUGGCGAGCAAGAGCCUACCUCCAAGCGCAAAGCCGCAGAGAACCAAUGUCGAGAGAGUGAGCAUUUACCGCGAAUUCGGGGUACAAACAAACUGGUCUGGUGAAGACUUCGCUAAUUGUUUAGCAGGCAAAGUGCCAGUUCCAGACUUGGACACGAAAGAUACUCAAACCGUAGAUGAUUGGGAAAAAAUUCAGAAAAUGAAGACGGAAUUGGAGAAAGUUACGGUAGAUAACGAUAAAAAUAAAAAAGAAAACAAUAAAUUGAGAGCUGAAGUGGAAUUGCUAAAAAAACAAUUAGAAGAAGAAAAGGCUGAUCAUGCUUUUGCUAGGCAAGAACUUGACAAAAAUGCACAAAGAGUACUUGCUAUGCUCGGUACACCACAAUCAGAGCACGAUGGCAGCGAUAGCUUUUUGGAACUUGAAACACAUAUUCACGCUUCAGGAAAAGUUGUCGCAACUCAACAAAUGGAAAUUGCCGAUUUACAGUCACUAUGUAGAAUGUUGAGCCGAGAUUUGGAGAAAAGUUUAACUGCUCAAAAACAAUUAAUGCAACAAAAUCAAGAUUUGGAAAUCGAAUCGCUUGAAAUAAAAGAAUUUUUGCAAGAAGAAAAAGCAAUGUUGGAGGCAGCUCUAAAAGAUACGGAGGCUGAACUGGCAAAGAAAGAAAAGAGUAUCGCUCAAUUGUCGUCGGAGUUGGAUAGACAAACGGAAGAGUGUAAGCACCUUGUGCGAAUUAGCGAGCAGAGGCGACAAGAAAACCUCUCGUUAAGCAUGAAAUUGAAUGCAGUCGAGAGAAGAAGUCGUGAAUUGUUACUUGCUCAAGGCGCUUCCGUGUCGGGUGCCUCGGUCGCUCUCUCAGGCCUUGGACAUAGAUUGGAGGGUUUAGUAGAUCAAUUGAUUAUAUCUUAUCAUAUUUCUGAAAAGGAUCUCGAGGAUGUAAUUUACCACAAUGAAGCCUUUAGUCGAAGUAAUAGUAGUGUCGAGUCAAGCCCUGUUAGUUCAAAACAUAGUACCAAAGACUGUACGCCGAGCCCAAAACGAGGUUCUUUUGUCUCAGCCGUUAUUGGAGCAAUACGAAAUGCCGCUACGCAUCCUUUUGCCAUGAAGCCAAUGAACGAGAAAAAGCUUGUAGAAAUUAAUAAGCCUAUUCGAAAAGAAACGAACACAACUGAAUCUACGUCCGACCUUCUAGAUUUUGAGACUGAACCUUGUCUCAUGAUGGAAAACGUUUUAGAAGAUGUUUCAUUGCCUGAUACUUAUUCGCACAAUAUGAUAUCAAGUUGUGAUUCAUUUAGAAGAGUUAUGAGUAUUUCUGACCCCGUUGCCGAUGAAAACGAAAUUAGAAAAGCCAAACUAAGAAAAGAAACAAGUAGUUUAACAAAUCUGACUCAGGCAAUUAUGAACAGACGAAAAGUUGAAGAUGAAGAGGAAGAAUUGGAUGCUACUCAUAUACUCGAAAACGGUCCAUUUGACGCUUCACUGACUGACUAUUGUCCGCCCUCUAGUAGCUUGGUUGAUCAAGUUAUUGAUGUUGAUAACUAUUUGACUAAACUUUUGAAAGUUUUACGAAUCAUACAAUUGGAAAACGAUACUUGUAUUCAAGAAUUAAAAGACGAAAAAACGGAAUUGGAGUUGCGAUUAGAAAUUUUGUUAGCGGAACGUAAGGUUGCUGAAUAUUCGCAUGACGAAAAGGAAAAUUAUUCUAACGGCACUAGUGAUCGGACAAACAUACUUGAAAAUUAUAAAUAAUGCAAAGGAAUUGAGAGUUGAUGGCCAAACAGAAAGAAAAAUUACUGCAACGGACGAUAAGAAAGAUGAAAAUAUUAACUCAAGUUGUUCUACUCGACUAUCGUCCAGAAUAUGUUCGUAAACCGGAAAAAAGGUUGUGCAAGAUAAAAAUAUAUUUUUAUUGAUUCUACCAGUCAAUUGCUUUUGUAAUAGAUGAUAAAACUACGGAACAAAAAGAAAUCUUCAACCUGAACAGCAUUUGAUGCCUAGUGUUGAAAAAAUGCUAUUAAAAAUUUUGAACGAACCCCGUGCUUAUUGUAAAUAUAGUUCUUCAAACAAGAAUCAAAUGAAUUAUUGAAAAAUAUUAAAACAUUUUCGAUCAGGGUGAUCAAAUCAAAUUGUUAGGAUAAUGCAAUUUUGCUUAAUCGAAUGAUAAAUAUGAGAAAAUUAAUGAAAUGAUUGUAAAUAUUGAUGAAAUGAAAGUGAUUAUUAUAUUCUUAAGUUUUUUUUUUUGAGUGAAGGAAAUAAACCUUCGCGUAAUGAAAUGCCACUGUGAUGUGUAAAUUGGAAAUAACAAUUGGCAAAAAAAAUGAUUAUUUUCUUUACAAACAUGAAUUGUAUCAUCAUUUUAAGAAUGAGCUUCCGUGCUAAUUUUGACCUUAAUGAAUUUGCCUUGCUAAUUAGCAUAAAACUAUAUAUUUCGCUUUAUCUGCGAAUUGAGUUUUGUUAAAAAAUAUCAUAUAUACCAAUGUUUUCGCUUUGUCCCAAAAUGACAAAAUAAAAAAAAUUAGUUAUAACUCUUAUGCUUACGCUGUACAAGGACUGAGUAACUUUAAAGAUUAUAUUUAUUAUUAACUUCAUUGAUUAGUAUACCAAACGCCUAAAUGUUUUUGUGGCACUUUCUAAUGUGCCGUUUCGAGCUUUUCAUGAUUUGUACAGCCAAUUAUUAUAGUACAUAUUCGUUUUUAUAUCCCAUUUACAAUGUUCAUUUUAAUAAAAUGGAACAAAAAAUGAACGAAUGACCAUAGGCCAGAUAACUAUAGGUAUUAUCAACUGUACCUUAUAUUAUAUUUUUAGAAAACUAAAUAAAUCACAUUUCCAUAA